Tricharina praecox is the source of this 2342-nucleotide messenger RNA. RefSeq names its product triose-phosphate transporter family-domain-containing protein. The record is from RefSeq and is a predicted model, not a curated record. The coding region runs from base 303 to 1928 and encodes 541 amino acids. Gene Ontology annotation, cellular component: endoplasmic reticulum-Golgi intermediate compartment; Golgi apparatus; cis-Golgi network. The transcript has 6 exons. Gene Ontology annotation, biological process: UDP-glucose transmembrane transport. Gene Ontology annotation, molecular function: antiporter activity. NCBI's taxonomy places the organism in Eukaryota, Fungi, Ascomycota, Pezizomycetes, Pezizales, Pyronemataceae.
CAAAACCCUCUCAAGCCGGCCCAAGCCAAACGAGCCAUAGUUAAGCACCGGUCUUUCCUGUUCACCGAGCUCACACUUGGCCCAUCGACUCCGGCCAGACUGCAGACCAAACCACCCAACCGGAAAAAAUAAAAUAAAAUACAAUAAAAUACCAUAUACCCAAAAAAUAACACGACGGGCAUCGCGCUUUCCAGAUAGGGGCUCUGUCUCACCGUCCCCGGAGGGUCGCCUGCCGUGCCUACCCCAGUUGAGAGAUCUGCAGCCGUCGCGGAGAACCUCCCAAGAGCCCAAGCGCAUGCACCAUGGCUGCUUCAUCAGCACAAUUUCCUGCUCCGACAAUUCCAUAUCCCCCUUCUUCGUCAUCAGGAGAAGAAGAAGACGCCGACGACCCUCUCAGACUCUCUCUACGACAACAGCAACACAGUACUCGAAGCAACAAGCGCGGCACGUACGCUAACAGAGUUCACCCGCCUACACCAUCACUGUUGACGACUGCGUCCGCCGAUCACGAGACCACCGCCGUCUCCAGUCGCGUUCGACACGCCGGCACCGGAAUCGACGUUGAACGGUGGAUGAGCGAUAGCGAAUCCGAGGAGUUGGAAAUGGACAGCUAUCAUGGAAGAGGGGCCGCCGCGAGCGAUGACGAGGAGGUCGGCAGGCGAAAGCCUCGGGGGGUUCGGCACCGCGCUGGUGACGAGUCCGAGGAAGCCGCUCUCAUCCAGGGAGACAUCCUUGAUGACGAGGUGACCCGGCAGGAGAAGAAGGAGGCGGAUGGGAGGGUCAUGCGGGAUCUGGCAAUCAACCUGAUUUUGAUCGGACUGUGGUAUCUAUUCUCGCUCUUGAUAUCAGUUUACAACAAAUGGAUGUUCUCACCGGAUCACCUGAACUUCCACUUCCCGCUGUUCACGACGUGCGUGCACAUGAUCGUCCAGUUCUCGCUGUCGUCACUCGUACUAUACGCGUUACCACAAUUCCGGCCGGUAGGCUUCUUCGGCGAACCAGAUGCGCCCGAGGAUCUCCCAUCGGUUGCCGAUGCUGGCGGCUCGGAGAGCAGAUUUGCGAGGUGGUUCAGAUUCAACAGCUGGGCGCAAGAGCGCAAGAAGGCCCAGCAGGGGGUUAUGACAAAGUGGGUCUACAUGACCAAGAUUGCGCCGUGUGGUGCAGCUACGGGGUUGGAUAUCGGCCUGGGCAACAUGAGCUUGAAGUACAUCACUUUGGCCUUCUACACUAUGUGCAAAUCCUCCUCACUGGCCUUCGUCCUCGUUUUCGCCUUCGCCUUCCGCCUAGAAAAAGUUACGUUGAAGCUCAUUGGCAUCAUCGGCGUGAUGACAAUCGGCGUAGUAAUGAUGGUAGCCAGCGAAGCGCAAUUCGUGACGAUCGGCUUCAUCCUCGUGCUGAUGGCGUCCGCACUCUCGGGCCUGCGCUGGUCACUGACGCAGAUGCUUCUCCUGCACAACCCCGCCACGGGCAACCCCUUCUCGUCGAUCUUCUUCCUGGCACCCUGCAUGUUCGUCUCGAUCCUCGCCGUCGCCAUCCCCGUCGAGGGCUUCGGACCACUGUUCGAGCGCUUCGGAGAGCUUGUGGACCAAGAGGGUGUCAUCCGCGCCGUCGCAAUCGUCGUGUUCCCCGGCGUAAUCGCGUUCCUCAUGGUAUCCAGCGAAUUCGCCCUCCUCAAACGCUCCUCAGUCGUAACACUCAGCAUCUGCGGCAUCUUCAAAGAAGUGAUGACGAUCUCUGCGGCCGCCAUAAUCUUCGACGACCCGCUCACCCCCGUCAACAUUUCCGGUCUACUCGUAACGAUCGUCUCAAUCGCGGCAUACAACUACAUAAAGAUCAGCAAGAUGCGGCGCGAAGCCGUCGAGGCGACGCACCGCCGAGAUCGCGACAGAGCCGGUGCCGCUGCUGGGGCGGUCGCUCCUACCGGCUAAACCUUCUUUGUGCGCGGUAGAAAACGAGACUAGUGGUGGUGCUGGUCAGAGUCAGGGCUUGGGUCAGGGAGGAGUCGGCGUGGGUGAGUCCGCGACGAGCCCCGCUGUCCAGAGGUUUGGCGGGCUCAGUGCGAACGCCUCCGCUACGAACUUGUCGGUGUUUUCGGGGAGUGCGGUUGCGUAACGGGCGCGGGAGCAGGGGGAAGCAGGGGGGAAAUGUUCGCUGCUGUACUAAAUCUAUUUCUUGUGCAUUUUGUUCGGAGUUUGGGGGAUUUGGAUUGGCGGGCUGUUUGGAGGAUGGAUGGAGGAUGGAAAGGAUGGUGAAUGGAUGUGUAUACCUGAAAGGGUUAUCUUUCUUCGUAUUUAUCCAUGUUACGUGGUAGUAGAGCGUGUAGACAUCGAGUUUCUGGACAU